Lathyrus sativus (Indian pea) is the source of this 972-nucleotide messenger RNA. NCBI's taxonomy places the organism in Eukaryota, Viridiplantae, Streptophyta, Magnoliopsida, Fabales, Fabaceae. The record is from the annotation of a GenBank genome assembly.
AUGAAUCGGGAUUGGGAUGUGGACUUGAUGUCCUACAUGCAAAUUGAAGAUUUGAUCAAGAGUGAGGGGUAUCGUAAUUUAAAGUGUUUAUGGUAUUGGAAUCCUAAUUUUUCCUUUUCUCGUGGACUUCGGCCUCUGAACAAUGAUAAUGAUGUCUUAAGGUUAAUGGAGGAUGUUAGAGGAUUUAAGGUAGUUGAUCUUUAUGUUGAACAUAAAGUUGAAGAAAUAAAUAUUCAGGAUGUUAUUUUUGAGAAGGAUAAUGGUGAAAAAGUCAAUGGUGAAGGAGCAAACGUUAAUGUCGAGGGAGCAAAAGAUGAAGAGGUUAGUGUUGGUGGAGUAGAUGAAGAGGUUAGUGUCGAUGGAGUAGAUGAAGAGGUUAUUGUCGAUGAAGUAGAUGAAGAUGUUAGCGUUAAUGUUGAUGACGUAGAUGAUGAGAGUGAAACAAAUCCAAAUUAUAACAUGGGUAGUGAGGAUGACGAGGAAGAGGAUGAAGAUUUGGAAGAUGAAAUUGAUAUGAUGAAUUUAGGUGUUGAUGUUAGUAUUAAUUGGAAGACCGUUUUACCUAAUGCUACAGCAGAAAAAGCUUCAAAGUUGGAUGGUAAUUUCGAUAAUGGUAGUGAAUCAGAUGUGCUUCAAACUCCACCCGGUAGUGAUGCUGAAGGUGAUAUGGAAAAGUUUCCAAUAUUUAAGGAACCCACAAAACUUGAAGUAGGGAUGAUGUUCAAGGAUAAACAACAAAUCAAAGAUGUCAUAAAGGAGUAUGCAAUGGAGAACAAGAAGAACCUUGUAUUCAAUAAAAACAUAGAUAAAACCGGGAGUAGGUAUAAACAAAUCAUAUGCUAUGACAAAACACAAACGCCAUUUACGUGUUUAGGGUUUUUGUAUUCAGAGGUGAGUUACGAAACAUACCUCAACACAUGUGCUCGGUUUGCCAUUUCAGAGACGACGGGAAGCGAGCUGCGUUUGAUUUGA